AUGCCAGCAGUUCGGCAUUGUUCUAGAAUUGAUACUUUCGAUCUGAAACUUCAAAUGGAAAGAAGACUCGGGUCACAAAAAGCUGACAAAUACUUCAAUCUUCUCACAAGAUACAUCAAUCUGAAGCUCUCAAAAUCAGAAUUUGAUAAGCUCUGCAUACGUUUGAUUGGAAGAGAGAAUCUCCGUCAUCACAAUGAACUCAUCAAGGCAAUUAUUAAAAACGCCACUCUUUCCAACACACCACCUCCAAAACAAGUCAAACCUGACAUCCCGUUGACUUUGAAAGAUCCUAACAACACCAUUGAUCCAAGAAGCAACCUUCAGUCUCUCUGUAGAGAUGUAUUCCCUCAAUCCCCAAGAAAAGGAAGAACACCAGUUCAUCGAGAAAGAAAGUAUAAAGAUAGACCAAGUCCUCUUGGGCUUAAUGGGAAGACUCAUAUGGCUGAAGAAACUGGUUUACAACUCAUUUGUAGAAGAAUCCCGAUUACAGCUCCAUUUGGUAUUAGCAUACACUCAAAAGAAACACGAAAAUCGGUCUGUAAUUCAGGUUCUUCUUAUUACACAGAGACUUGUCAUUACACUCGUUAUUUGCCACAUACAAAUUCUUUGGAGAACAGAUUGAAGCAGAAGUUGAAAAUGGAGGGUUUGGAUAUCUCAAUGGAUUGUGUCAAACUAUUGAAUAAUGGGCUUGAUUCUUAUCUGAAAAGUGUUAUAAAACCAAAUCUGGAGUUAGCUCACUCAAGGUCUUUACACAAACAAGAAAUAUCCAUGCUAGAUUUUCGGGUGACAUCAGAGGUCAACCCCAAGAUUCUUGGAGAAAAUUGGCGUAUAAAACUUGAGAAGAUUGGCCUAUAA
Lactuca virosa is the source of this 855-nucleotide messenger RNA. Lineage: Eukaryota; Viridiplantae; Streptophyta; Magnoliopsida; Asterales; Asteraceae. The record is from the annotation of a GenBank genome assembly.